AUGUCAUCGGAACUUGACAUGCAUCCUUCUGAGUCAUCAACUAUGGAUGCAUCUAUAAAUCUGUGUGAUUUCGACAGUUCAAGGGGGAAAAAUGACAUUUCCAUCAAGAGUUACCCAGACCUAUAUGAUUCCUUACCAACUGGUUAUGAUUAUCAUAUUUGCAAGCAUCAAGUCGUGGACAAAGGGUAUGAAGCAGAGUUUAGAAUAGCCAUUGACAGUGAAGAAAGUGCUAGAACUUGGAUCAAACAAUACCAAAAGAUUAGUAAGGUUACUCUCCGGGUAGCAGCAACAAAGCCUACAAGUGGUAAGGCGAACCUUUUCAAAAUCUUCUAUCGAUGCCAGCACAAGACAUUGCCACGUUCAGUGACAGCCAAUCAGAAAACUUCAUCUAAGAACACACAUUGUCCAGCACAACUUAAUUUGACUGUUAAAGGAAUACCUGCACAACUGAACAAAUCCAAAAAUGAAGACCUUCACUUGCCGAUCUAUCCAACUGUGGUCAAGAUCAAAUACACUCAUAACCACAUGAUCAACAGUGCAGAUACCCUUAAGCAUAGAGAUGUUAGUGAGGAUACCAUAGAGAUCUUAAAAAACCUGUAUGCCAAAGGCCAUUCUCCUGCAUCUGCACUGAACACACAUAAGUUAGACAUGCAACUGGAACAUGAGAAAGACUAUGUUUACGAAGCUGCAGAUCGUGCCAAUUGUCCAGAUAUACAGUUCUGCCACAGGCUGUACAAGAAGAUAUUUAACAAAACCUAUGGUGCUGCAAGUGGUGAGGAGAUGCUGCAUGAUUUGGAAGCAGCCAUAGAAAACUACAAUAGUGAGCAAGGAGAGAUGUGUGGUAAAAUAAAAGACAUAAAUGGCAAGAUUGUGAUUGCUCUUUGUACACCACUAAUGAAACGUGUGCAUCAAAACCAUGACUACAGUGAGGAACUUGUGUUUAUUGAUGCAUCAGGAGGUAUGGACAGAUACGAUUGUCGAAUCUUCAUGAUGUUGACCCACAGUGCAGCAGGCGGUUUGCCACUUGGAUGCCUUAUUGUCACAUCUGUGUCGCGUGACUGCAUAACUCAGGCUUUACGGCUCUACCUAGAGAUCUUACCGAAAGAUGGAUUCUUUGGUCGAGGUUCGAGAGGACCCUUGGUGUUUUUGUCUGAUGACAGUGAGGCAGAAAGGCAGAGUCUUCACGAGGUCUUUCCUGAGGCUACGUUGAUUCUCUGUGUUUUUCACUUGCUCCAAGCAGUUUGGAGAUUCUUGUGGGAAGGGAAGAACAAUAUCAGAAAGGAUCAUCGUCCUCAGUUGCUUUCAGCUGUGAAGAAAAUGACAUUUGCCGGCAGUGUUAUAGCUCUUGAGGAGGCUUAUGCUGAGAUACAAGCUAAUGAUAUAGCAAGCCUGUACCCAAACUAUUUGGCCCACUGUAAGAAGUUGUAUGAUCGUCGUCAGGCAUGGGCUGUGUGCUACCGGCAUCACCUGCUUGUCCGUGGGAACAACACAAACAACUAUGCAGAAGCAGCCAUGAGGAUUCUCAAGGAUCAAAUUUUUGAACGUGUCCGUGCAUAUAACAUGGUACAGUUACUGGACUUCUUGGUGACACGACUGCCGUCUUAUUAUGAACGCCGUUUGAUAGACCUUGCCAAUGGGCGUGUGAAUGUCACUGUUUCAAGAGAUUUCUCCUGGAGGAUCAUCAAUCCCCAAAGGGAUCCACACCAGCGUGAGCACCUGCUUUUCAUUGCCACUGGAGAAAAGAAUGUGCGUCCAGGAUGGUUUACACCUCUGCCCAUUACUGGAAUGACAACAGAUGUGAAUCCCGAGGGCAUGGCCAACGGUGGUGAUGUUGAGCCGAUGCCAAGUACCAGUAGUGGUACUGCUGAGAUGUUACAGCAAAAUGAAGUCAAUGUGAGGAGCAGCAAUCUCUCUGAUUAUGAGAACGAUGACAUCGUCAAUGCUGGUGCUAUUAAACUUGCUUCAACGGAAGCUUCUCUUCACAGCUUCCGAAAUCAAGCGACCGCCGGCAGAGAGGAGUCUUCUCUUGGACGUUUGAAGAGUACCACCUUCUUGAAGCACAGAGCACAGACAGCGCUGGAAACUGGACUACUACAGUUUGAGCAGAAUCCAACAUCUGUGUAUCUGCACCAGAAUCAAGUGUCCAGGGAGGAAAUGAUACGUCUGCAGAGAUGUGCCAGGAGGAGGGACUCUUGGAACAGGCCUUCACACAACAGGGAUUGGGGUGGGGGUGGGGGGACCUUAUAG
Portunus trituberculatus (swimming crab) is the source of this 2247-nucleotide messenger RNA. RefSeq lists its product as uncharacterized. Lineage: Eukaryota; Metazoa; Arthropoda; Malacostraca; Decapoda; Portunidae. The record is from RefSeq and is a predicted model, not a curated record. The transcript has 6 exons. Bases 1 to 2247 code for a protein of 748 amino acids.